AUGGGGUCAGGGUCGCGCUAUCCCCCCGUCAGGCCUCAGUACGACCUCGUCACGCACGCGAGGCUCCCGCAGUACAAGUACUCGCCCGACGCUCCCGAGAAGCUCGCGGGAGGGGGGCAGACGAUCGUGCCGUUGGCGGACAGCGGCAUCAAAGCGCUGGGGGGCUGUCCCAGCGUCGCGCUCCCCGAGGGAAAGACCACGAACUCGGGCACCGUGAUCCGGACGUACAAGCACCUGAACAUCCGAUCGAAACUGGAACCGCACGAGCGCUUCUCGAAGCCGGUCACGUCCUCGAUGGAGGUGGGGUGGGGGAUAACACCUAGGUGAUGGGCGACGCGCGACGAAGAGGAGCGGCGCGAGGUUGUCGUUCGUCUCGAUGUAACUGAUGUACAACACUACUAGAGAAGGGCAAAGGGAAGUUCCGCGACUCCAAAGCCGCGAAAAAGAUGAACCAGUGGGCGGGCGGAAGCCUCACGUAGAAUACGGUAACCUUGCCAUAGAAGAGCGACGUUGAUACGAACGUCAGAUGCAUAUGCU
Molecule: messenger RNA, 537 nt
Organism: Micromonas pusilla CCMP1545
Lineage: Eukaryota; Viridiplantae; Chlorophyta; Mamiellophyceae; Mamiellales; Mamiellaceae
Exons: 2
Coding region: 1-327 (108 amino acids)
Source: RefSeq, a predicted model, not a curated record